Molecule: messenger RNA, 621 nt
Organism: Adineta steineri
Lineage: Eukaryota; Metazoa; Rotifera; Eurotatoria; Adinetida; Adinetidae
Source: the annotation of a GenBank genome assembly
AUGGGUUCAAUGUCAUCUACUUGUAAAGGUAAAAAGCGUGCUAAAAUGAUGAAUGUUAUUCAUGAUAAGCAUACUCAAACGACACAUUCGAUAGAUCAGUCAGUCUACCAUCAAUAUCGUUUACAUGGUCGAAGACAUCCUGUUUCGCGAACAGAACACGCAUCCAAUCGUACAUCUAUUCACACUGAUCCUCUUCGAGUACGAUCAAUACCGAGUAUUGUUCGUACUACAUCAGGUCAGGAUCAUCGCAUAGAAUCCUAUCAAACAUCAACAUGUGCUCAAUCGUCAGCAACAAUAAAUAUGGAUGAACAAUCAUAUAAACAAAAUAUGAAUGAUAAAUCAUCUCGGAUCGAACGUUCGGCAUCUAUACCUAUCGAUAUGUUUUUAAUUGAUAUUUCAAAUGAACAAAUUCGUGUUGGUCAACCGGUUUCAAUAAAUAUACGACAUUUACUAAUGGAUGUACCAAAAAAUAAUCAUACGAAUUCUUCAUAUUCAACUAACACCAACAUAUAUAAUAAUAUUCUUAAUUAUGUUCCAGACGUCUGUGAAAAGUAUCAAAAUCUAACUAUUAAUAAUAAUCAAUCUACUCGCAAUACACUUCAUGUACGUUUACCAACAUAA